Molecule: messenger RNA, 1260 nt
Organism: Aspergillus mulundensis
Lineage: Eukaryota; Fungi; Ascomycota; Eurotiomycetes; Eurotiales; Aspergillaceae
Exons: 8
Coding region: 1-1260 (419 amino acids)
Biological process (GO): carbohydrate transport; transmembrane transport
Cellular component (GO): membrane
Molecular function (GO): carbohydrate:proton symporter activity
Source: RefSeq, a predicted model, not a curated record
AUGCCGCUUCUCGUUGGGAAGACGCUGAGCUUGGCUAUCACGGCUACGGCCGGUAGCGGUUUCUUGCUAUUCGGAUAUGACCAGGGUGUCAUGUCGGGUCUGCUAACCGGCGAUGCCUUUGUUCGGACGUUCCCUGAGAUUGAUACCACUGAGGGAGGACAUGGGAAUUCGUCGUUGCAGGGGACUGUCGGUGUGGCAUUCGGAGCUGAGCAAAGCCUCGAGUCGAGGGAAGGGGACUACGGCAUGAGCUACGUGAGCAACGAAUCCCAAUUCCGCUUCCCCCUCGCCCUGCAGAUCCUCUUCGCAAUCGUCACCUUCCUCGGCGUCCUCGUCCUCCCGGAGUCGCCUCGAUGGCUCAUCGCCCACGACCGCCACACCGAAGCCCGACAAGUCCUCUGGUCCGUGCAGCCCAACGCCCGCCUAAUAACCCCAGACGACCCCGCCAUCAACCUCGAAAUCACCUCGAUCAGCCGCACGGUCGCCGAAGAGCGGCAGGCAACAGAAGCCGGCUCGUUCAAGAUGCUGCUGCAGGACGGGCCCCAGCGGAUCCGGCACCGCACGCUGCUGGCCAUGGGCGGCCAGAUGAUGCAGCAGCUGUCCGGCGUGAAUCUGAUUACGUAUUACAACACCGUGAUCUUCGAGCAGUCGGUUGGCAUGUCGCAUAAUCUGGCGCUGCUGAUGGCGGGGUUUAAUGGGGUUGCGUACUUUGUUUCGACGUUUGUGCCGGUUUGGGUGAUUGAUCGACUUGGACGUCGCAAGCUCAUGCUCUUUGCUGCGGGUGGGCAGUGUGCUUGUAUGGCUAUUCUGGCUGGGACGGUGUAUGAUGGCGGACACGCGGCCGGUAUUGUGGCCACGGUCAUGCUGUUCCUGUUCAACUUCUUCUUUGGAGUUGGCUUGCUUGCUGUUCCGUGGCUGCUACCAGCCGAGUACGCCCCCUUAGCGACCCGAACUCACACCGCUGCAUUGGCGACAGCAACAAACUGGAUCUUCACCUUCCUCGUAGUCGAGAUCACCCCGGUCAGCAUCUCCAACAUCGGCUACCGCACGUACAUCUACUUCGCCGUCUUCAACUUCUGCUUCCUCCCCCUGAUCUUCUUCUUCUACCCGGAGACGCGAAACCUCACGCUCGAGCAGAUCGACCGCCUUUUCACCGGCGAGAAAGUCCGGCUACACUGGGACACUUCGAUGGGCGUCGCAGGCGACACUGAGCACAGACUGCAGGAGAAGACGGGGGAUGCGGAGGUGCAGCAUGUGGAGUAG